This is a messenger RNA of Penaeus vannamei (Pacific white shrimp), 1081 nucleotides long. Its product is annotated as oplophorus-luciferin 2-monooxygenase non-catalytic subunit. Lineage: Eukaryota; Metazoa; Arthropoda; Malacostraca; Decapoda; Penaeidae. Gene Ontology annotation, molecular function: protein binding. The record is from RefSeq and is a predicted model, not a curated record. Gene Ontology annotation, cellular component: plasma membrane.
AAUGCUAAGUUACAAGAAGCUUUUGACUGUUGCAUUUUUCCUUUUAAUUUUCUGUGAAGCUCGAAGGGUUUUGGGCACAGACGAGAUACCCAGCGUUCAGGAAAGUCGUCAUGCACGUGCCCUUCCCUGCCCGAUCCCUGAAGACAUCCUCCCAUGCACGUGCUCUGAAGACGUCGACGGGGCGAUAGACAUGGACUGUUCACACGUAGAGAGCGAGGAACAACUAGCCAGGGUGUUCACUGCAACCAUCCCGUUCCCCAAUUUCCGGAGACUCGUCAUAUCGCAAAACACCCACUUAAAAUCUCUCCAACGAGGUGCUUUGGGCCGGACCUCGUUCAGGGAGAUCUACGUCAUGGGGAGUGUCCUGCAGGAAGUCCAAGAAGGGGCGCUGAACAACAGCCACGCCACUCUCACCGACAUUCGGAUCUACUCGAACAACCUGGCGGACUUUCCCUUCCAGGAACUACCUCUUUUCACGUCCCUGCUUCGCCUGGACCUGAAUCACAACGACCUAGCGUACUUCCCGGUCUUGCAGUCGGAUGUUCUAUCGUACGUUGACUUGGGAUACAACCACAUCAGCGACCUGCCGAGUGAGGCCUUCAGGAACGUCUCGCAGGUGGCCGAGGUUCACCUGACUGGGAACAGAAUACAGGAGAUUCACACAGGCACCUUCGCCGGCUACGCAAAACUGGCCUUCGUUUCCCUCGGCGACAAUCAGCUGUUUUUUGUUUACCCCGGGGCGAUCCAGCUGACUUCGCUCCAGCACAACACGGUUCAUCUGCACAACAACCUCAUUUCUUCGCUGGAGGUCAAUGCUAUCGCAGGUGUUGUUGAGGGCUUCGUGUCCUUGCACAAUAAUAGUAUAACGACCUUGGAUGAGGAAUCUUUACGACCACUUGUGGAGGAGCAAGUCGAAGUCGAUCUCUCAGCCAAUCCUCUCACCUGCGGCUGUGACGUGGCUUGGAUCCUCACCGACGACACUAUUUUGAGCCUUAUUGACGAUGACGCAACCUGCACCAGCGGCGAACUCUUGGUGGAACUUGAUCCCCAGAUUUAUAUUGAUUUGUGUCAAAUUCGUUGA